Mercenaria mercenaria is the source of this 1149-nucleotide messenger RNA. Its product is annotated as myoglobin-like. Gene Ontology annotation, molecular function: oxygen binding; heme binding. Bases 131 to 700 code for a protein of 189 amino acids. The record is from RefSeq and is a predicted model, not a curated record. Lineage: Eukaryota; Metazoa; Mollusca; Bivalvia; Venerida; Veneridae. The transcript is spliced from 6 exons.
AAUCAAGUUUUACCUGUACUAACAGGCGUCCUUUGGGUAUGGUAUAAAAAGAGACCAUACUUUCGUUGUCGCCACUACCAUACUCGCACAUUAUAAAGUUGAAUUCGGUUUAAGAGAGGAAACAGGCAUUAUGUCCGCAUCAAGAAACCAGUUCGAUGACAUUGCCGAGAACAUGUUGAUCCAGCUUUUGGAGCUGGUUCGUGUGAGAAACAGUGGCCAUCUGCCAAACUUCACCAGCGCCGAGAAAAUUGCGCUCAGACUUAGCUGGAAUGCCUUUCUGGCAGGGGACGCUUCCAAAAGAGGAUUUGACAUGUUUACCAGAAUGUUCAAGCAACAUCCGGAAACACAGUCCAUUUUCAAAUUUGCUCAUGGUAGUUCAGCCGCUCAGAUGCAGAAUAGUUCCCGCCUUAUUUUCCACGUGACCAGGGUCGUCAAGUAUAUUGGCAAGGUCAUUGAAAACCUUGACCAGUUGGAGGAAGUUGUUCCUAUGUUGAAGCAGCUUGGUGGUCGCCAUGGAACCGGCGGAUACAACGUUCCGGCAAAAUUCUUCCCUUACCUUGGAGAAGCCAUGCGUUCUCUGAUGAAAGAAAAUGUUAGCAAUUACAGCGAGAAGACCAAUCGACUGUGGGUCAAGCUUUUCGAUGGAUUCUUAAUCGAGCAGAUCACGAUUGGACAGGCAGAGUACGGCAACCGCUCAUAGAUAAAAAUUUACGUCACAGAUAGGAACAUAUUCUCUGUGUAUAAAAAGCUACCAUUGUCGGUUUUUCUGUUCAGAAAUCCGAUAAUCUUGUAUUGUGAACAAAUUCUUUGCUAUAGUUCUUUAGUCGAACAUUGUGUUGAAACAGUCUUUAUUAUUUUUUCUUGUCCUUUUCACAUUUGCUUUUCUCUUUUAUUAUUUUCUUUCAGCAAUGGUAGCUAGAUUUAUACAUAUUAGAUACGGACCGACAAAUGGACACAUCCUUCUAAAAGGGACGAAAGGUGUUCACCUCGUCUCUAAAUCUGUAAAUUGAACAUUCAGUUAUUAUACAGUAUUGUUGCACCGGUUUGUAAAUAGUUGAAUUAUAUACGUGUAAUUUAACAAAAAUGUGUACAGCUGCAUAAUUUUGGUCACAUUGAGAUUUUUUAUGAUAUUUAGUUUUAUAAAUAAAU